AAGACCAGGUAUUUUAGAACAAAAUGGCUACUGCUACGCCAAUUAUUCAGAAGCUUCGUAAUUUUUUAGCAGGGAGGAACCUUCAGAAAACGUUGCAACUUCGUUAUAGACCAGAACAGACAACAAGAAAUACUCCGCAGCCUAAUCUUCCUGAUGGUCCAUCGCACAUAGUCAGUAAUAAUUAUUAUUUCACACGUGAUGGAAGGCGGCUCGCAGCACCUCCAGGAGUUGUGUACAAACCUGAAUUGAAACAACUUGCAGAAAAAUCUGAAAGCAGCAAGACUGACCUUCCUGCCAAACGCAAGGGGAUAAGACCUGGAAAUGCUCACACCUGGACACUCUCAACCGAUCAGCCUUACUUAUCAUAACCUGCCAAUUAUACGUGUUUACCUUUUUAUUUUCUGCAAUUACAAAGUGUGUUCAAUCUGAAGUUUAUUUAUGGAAUACUAAAAGAAAUCACCCAUUCACAACACAAUGCUUCAAUUUACAGUCGCAAUUUGAUUAUGACUUCAGUUAAAUGAAAAUGUCAUGUCAAAAUAUGCACUUCAUAAUUUAGAAAAUUUUUUUUGGAAUACAUACAGACAAGAAAAGGAAAUCCUUCCUAUGCAAAUACUGUACCAG
Messenger RNA from Anneissia japonica, 621 nucleotides. Its product is annotated as NADH dehydrogenase [ubiquinone] 1 alpha subcomplex subunit 7-like. NCBI's taxonomy places the organism in Eukaryota, Metazoa, Echinodermata, Crinoidea, Comatulida, Comatulidae. The coding region runs from base 24 to 368 and encodes 114 amino acids. Gene Ontology annotation, biological process: mitochondrial electron transport, NADH to ubiquinone; ATP synthesis coupled electron transport. The transcript has 4 exons. The record is from RefSeq and is a predicted model, not a curated record. Gene Ontology annotation, cellular component: mitochondrial inner membrane.